Molecule: messenger RNA, 2670 nt
Organism: Podospora anserina S mat+
Lineage: Eukaryota; Fungi; Ascomycota; Sordariomycetes; Sordariales; Podosporaceae
Exons: 4
Coding region: 1-2670 (889 amino acids)
Biological process (GO): regulation of DNA-templated transcription; DNA-templated transcription
Molecular function (GO): DNA-binding transcription factor activity, RNA polymerase II-specific; zinc ion binding; DNA binding
Source: RefSeq, a predicted model, not a curated record
AUGCCCGGAUCAGAGUCACCAGCUCGGCAAAUAUCACCCGAAGCCGAAAACAUGCAGCCGAGGUCGCCUCCGUCAGGCUCGGGCUCGGAGCCCGAGAGCGGUAGCCAGCAAGCCGGCACCGCCGACAGACCAAAAACCACCAAACGCCGUGCCGCGAGAGCCUGCGAAUCAUGCCGGAGACGCAAGGUUCGCUGUGAUGUUGUCACUCAGAGCCCUUGCACCAACUGUCUGUACGAGAAGGUGGAGUGCCUGGUUCCAGAGUGCAGGAGGAAAAGAAAGCAUCACUCAAGAGUCUCAGAAUCUCUCGGCUCGAGUGUCGGGUCGAGUACCGAGGCUUCGCUCCUGCGGGCCAAGUGCCUCGGCUCAGCCGCGCCAAUGGGCUACGCUCAGAACGGCCAAAAUCUCGACUUCACUUACACUGGCAACCCUCUUUUGAGGCAGCAGCUGUUUUCCCAGGCCGGGAGUGACGCGAUACGAAACCAGCAGUAUCUGAAUCUCUCCUAUCAGAACGGUGCAGCCGGCUUUGGCUCAAAUGCUCCUCUCAGGCCGAGGGUGUCUCCCUCGCUGCUGUACCAAAACACCGGCUUCCCACCGCUUCAGCCUGCCAUCGAAGUCAGCCAGCAACUCAAAUCGGUCCUCGAGGCUCAGGCACCACCAAUAGCACCGGCGGAGCCGCAGCUGCCGGCUUUCAUCAAACCGAUUCCCAAGGCUGUCUCCCCCGAGGAUCUCGACUACCUCAAUGCCAAGAAGGCUCUCACGCUCCCGCAUCCUCAGCUACGAGAUGCCCUGCUCAAGGCAUACGUCGAAUAUGUGCACCCGUACAUGCCCGUGAUGGACGUCCAUCCUUUCCUCAAUGCGAUCAACGACCAGACGGGCCAAUCCGGCAAGAUCAGCUUGCUGUUAUUUCAGGCCGUCAUGUUUGUGGCGACUGCUUUUGUCGAUGAGGACUUGUUGAAGGCCGAGGGUUAUCAGGACCGGAGGGAGGCGCGGAAGGCCUUCUUCAGCAAGGCGAGGGUUCUGUAUGACUGCGAUACUGAACUCGACCGCCUGCACCUGGUCCAGGCUCUUCUCAUGAUGACUUACUGGUACGAAUCACCAGACGACCAAAAAGACACCUGGCACUGGAUGGGCGUGGCCAUCUCACUGGCCCAAACCAUCGGUGUGCAUCGCAACCCGGUGGCGACGAAUUUCCCGCCAGCAAAGAGGGGAUUGUGGAAGCGGAUCUGGUGGUCAUGCUACAUGCGGGAUCGCAUGAUCGCCCUCGGGAUGCGCAGGCCGACCAGGAUCAAGGACGACGACUUUGACGUGCCAAUGCUGGAGGAGGGCGACUUUGAAAUCGGCAGACUCCGGGAGGACAACCAACUGCUGGGCCCUGACUGCGCUCUGGUCCGCGACGUCGAGAUGCAGAGGGAGCUGGCGUUCAUGUGCAUCGAGAUGGCGAAGCUGUGUCUUCUUGUCAGCGAGAUGCUCAGGGCGCAAUACUCGAUCCUCAGCCGAGGCGGCAUGCGGCCGGACGUCACGACAGCGAGCACGAUGAUGCUCCUGCCCAAGAAGGACCAGAACCCGGACGGCUUUGCCAUGACUCAGCAGGUCGACGCCAUGCUCAACCAGUGGGCUGUCGGCCUGCCGUCCUGCUGUCAGCGCCAGCCGGUGCCCCUGACCCCCAUCGAAGAAGGGCGCAGGCCUGUUGUCCUGCAGCGCCACCUCUUGCAUCUCAUCUACUACACCACCGUCUCGGCCCUCCACAGGCCGCAGUUCCUCCGCCCUCAGAGAGCCGAGCCCGUCAUCCCGACAAAAGCCCAGCAGUACUCCCAAGAACGGGUGCGUGACGCAUCAAGGGAGGUGAUCAAAAUGGUCACCGAACUCCGCCAGCACGGUCUAGAGCGGUGCCUCCCCACCACCGGCGUCACCGUCCUCCUCCCCGCAAUGAUCAUCCAACUCCUCGACUCGACCGCCCUCGACGCAGACGACCAGACCAGAGCCCAAGCCGCCCAGGGCUUCAAGGAGCUCCUCGCCGUCAUGAGAAACCUAAAGGAAAUCUACGCCGCGGCAUCCUACGCCGUCAACUUUAUGACCUGUGUUCUCCAGGGACGGGCCUCGCAGCAGCAGGUGCAGAGACCGCAGCAGGCGUUUCAGAGCGUGUCCACUGCUACUCCUGGUGGUGGGAUGAACAUGAUGCCUUCUUCCAUGCCGGAGCGGCCGUCGACGCCGCCGCCGGAUGACUCGCAGUUUAUCAGCUCGGCUAUGCAGGGGGUCAAUAACCUUUACAAUCACCCCCAGCAUCAGACGCCCGGGUUUGCGGGGAGUGGGAUGGCGGCUGGUGGUGGUGGGGAGAUGGAGGAUACUAUCAUGAUGAUGGGUGGGCAGACGCCCCCCGGGACGGAUUAUGACUCUGGGUCGCCUGGGGCGGAGCAUGGGGGUAGUGGUCUUGAUGGUGGCGGGGAGGAGACGUUGAAGCACCACUUUGGGGGGGCUCAGCAGAGCGCGACUAACGGGGCGGGGAAUGAGGUGGUGUAUAGUGAGUGGUUGGAGGAGUAUCCGGGUGAUAUUGGGGGGCCGGAUGGGGAGUUUUUGGGGAUGGGGAUGGAUAUGGGUGGUUCGGGGUUGGGUGUCGUGGGGGAGGAGGCCAAUGCGAGGUAUGAGUGGAACUCUAUGAGCAUGGGUGGUUGA